Molecule: messenger RNA, 2761 nt
Organism: Nematolebias whitei (Rio pearlfish)
Lineage: Eukaryota; Metazoa; Chordata; Actinopteri; Cyprinodontiformes; Rivulidae
Product: zinc fingers and homeoboxes protein 1
Exons: 7
Coding region: 59-2761 (900 amino acids)
Biological process (GO): regulation of transcription by RNA polymerase II
Cellular component (GO): nucleus
Molecular function (GO): DNA binding; DNA-binding transcription factor activity, RNA polymerase II-specific
Source: RefSeq, a predicted model, not a curated record
UGUGAACGUCAGCAGCUCUUCCAAAGAUUUUCUUCUUCACAAGCGGAAGAGUUUGAAGAUGUCGAGCCGCCGGAAGUCCACCACACCUUGCAUGGUGCUGUCUUCUGAUGUGGUGCAGCAGGAAGUUGUGGAGGAGAAACUUGAAAGGACAAGGGAGGAAGAGGCAGGGGAUGAGGAGACCAAGGGGAAGGAGGGAAGUGAGGCGGUGCCGACUCCAGAGCAGCUCGAUCAGGCUGUUGUAGUCGUCCCCACUCCACCAGACGCAGAUGAAGGCAGUAUCUGUGAUGCUGAAGAUAGCCAAGUCGUUGGCCCCUCACAGUGCACAGUCGAUCCGUCUGAGGAUCAGCAGAACCAGGAACCCCAGAGCGAUUCACCUGAGGAGGACCCUGCUGCAGCUUCGGCCAUCUCUCUCAGCAAGACCCCCAUCAUGAAGAUGAAGACCAAAUCUGAACCCAAGAGAAUCCCCGUGUCCCUGAAAUCAGCAGAUGAGACAGGAGACGGUUUGGGAGGAGGUGAUGGGGAGCUGGGUGGAGAGCAGGAGCCCAUUGAAGCCCCUCUAGGACCGAUGACGCCUGUGGAGAUGUUACUGCAUGACUCCAUGAAGUUCGGUGGAGGGGGUAUCCUGGUCAGCCCCCCGUCAGAGCAACACAGAAAGACGUCAGUUUUAAACCCAACAGUUCUGCCUGCGGGCUUGGCUCAGGUGCUUUCUGCCUUUCAGGCCCAGCAGAACCCAGCAGCAGCUCAGCCCCAGCUUCUGAUCCCCCUCAGCAGCAUCCCCUCUUACAGCGCAGCUAUGGACACCAACCCCCUCCUGAGCAGCACCUACAGGAAGUUCCCUUACCCCUCCAUGGCAGAAAUCAGCAGCCUGGCAUCACAGACACAGUUCACAGAGGAACAGAUCAAGGUGUGGUUCUCAGCCCAGCGACUGAAGCAUGGUGUCAGCUGGACUCCGGAGGAAGUGGAGGAGGCCAGGAGGAAACAGUUUAAUGGAACCGUGCACACGGUGCCACAGACCAUCACUGUCAUCCCUGCACACCAGCUGUCAGCUGCUGCUAACGGGCUGCAGUCCAUCCUGCAGACCUGUCAGAUUGUGGGCCAGCCUGGUCUUGUGUUUACACAGGUUGGUCCAGGGGGGACUCUUCCAGUGACCAGUCCCAUCACAUUGACUGUGGCAGGGUUGCCCAGUCAGUCUCAGAGCUCCAGCAGAGUUUCCUGUCAGUCCACUUUGGCAAACAGUGAACUGAAACGGGCCACCACAGUCCAGCCUCCAUCUCUGUCUCCACAGGAGAACUCAGCCCUCUGUGCUGAUGCAUUCAGCAUGCGACCGAAGAAAUCCAAAGAGCAGCUGGCAGAGCUGAAAGCCAGCUACCUGAAAAACCACUUUGUCACAGAUGCAGAGAUUGCUCGGCUGAUGAAACUCACCAACCUGACUAAAGGCGAGAUCAAAAAAUGGUUCAGUGACACUCGGUACAACCAGCGCAACUCCAAGAACAGCCACAUCAUUGUUUUCCACAAUGGAGGGAGCAGAGGAGGGGGCGGUGCUGCAAACAUCCCCAUUGUUAUUGACUCGAGUGAUGAGACCCCCACAUCUCCUCAUCCUCCACACACUCCCCCUGUGAAGGAGAAGGAGACCCGAGCUAAAACGUGGAACCCUUUCCCAGACUUUACUCUGCAGAAGUUUAAGGAGAAGACGCCUGAGCAGCUGGUGGUGCUGGAAGAGAGCUUCGAGAAGAGCAGCGAUCCAUCAGAUGAAGAGCUGAACCGUCUGAGGACCGAGACAAAACUGACACGAAGGGAGCUCGAUGCCUGGUUCACUGAGAGAAGAAAAACUCCAGCUGUAAACGCUUCCUCUCCUGAAUCCUCAGAGGGAGGGAAAAUGGAGACAGAGGGUGCAAAGACAGGAGACGGAGAAGAAACAGGAGGAGCAGCCACCUCUCCUCCAUCAGCCUCCUCAUCUCGAAAGGGGAGUCAGACUCCUCCCGGCAGCAGGAAGAAAGACCUAAAGGAAAAAACUAAAAAGUCUCCUGAGCAGCUCCACAUUCUGAAAAGUGCUUUUGUAGGAACGCAGUGGCCCACACCGGAGGAGUACGAUCAGCUGUCAGAGGAGACCGGCCUCCCUCGACACUACAUCGUCAGCUGGUUCGGCGACUCUCGGUACUCCUGGAAAAAUGGAAACCUGAAGUGGUUCUUUCAGUACCAAAGUGGCAACGUCAGCGGACCAAACAGUGGCGCUGGUAAUAAAAUGGGAGGUGGCAGCGGCAGUCGAAAAAGACGCGGUCGGAACCGUGGAUGGGGGCGUUCCAAAAACAAGAGGCAGUCCAAGAGGUCCUCAUCCUCCUCCAGCACAGAUGUUCACAGAUCACCUCCAUCUAAGAAAUUCAAGACUGGGAGGGAAAUCCUGAAAGAGUACUACUUGAAGCACCACUUUCUCAACGAGCAAGAUCUGGAUGAGCUUGUCACCAAAACCAACAUGAGCUAUGAGCAGGUGAGGGAGUGGUUCGCUGAAGUCCAGCGACGUUUGGACGUGGGAUCAGAUCCCUUCCUGGAGCCGGAGGCAGGAAGAACCGAUGGAAAGAUAUCCACAAAGGAUGAUGGAGAGACGCAGGGCGAGAGGUCAGCAUCCACCGAGGAGCGAGCUGGCCCAGGACGAGGCGAUGAAGAGGAUGAUGAUGAAGAGGAUGAUGAUGAUGAAACAGACGACAGCGAGCUCUGGGAGCCGUCCCGCAGCGUCAGGAAGAGUUUAUCCGUUUCUGAGGACUAG